AAUCAAAAUCUCUCCCCGCGCGGAAUAAAGGUUCAUUACUGCGCCACCGCAAAACCCUGUAUAAACCCGAAGCCAAACCCUCAUGGUUAUUAUUCUCUUCUUCUCUAUCUGGAACCCUAGCUCAAAAUUACAAUACCCACUCACUGCAAGUUAUGUGCCCAUUAAUGGAGAUUGCAUUUUUUGUAAACCCUAGGUGAAGACCCAGUUGCCAUUUUCCUUGGUAAUUCUCUGAGGAUCUUUGCUGCCAUUUUAUGGCGGCUCCAGCUGUUUCCGCUCGGCCAUUUGCUGGCAUGGAGGUGCCUCUUCUCGGAAGCGAUUCAAUUCAAUGGAGUCAAGUUACAGUGCCUUCUUCUCUCUCGCCAUCACCUCAAACUGUGGCCCCGAUUACUGAGAAUAUUGCAGGCUGCCAUGUUAUUGGUGAUUCCUCUCGCUAUAUUAUCUGGCGAAUUCACAAAAAUGUUCCAAAUACCAUUGAAUUGGUGGAAUUAUCACCCAACAGAGAAUUUCCAAAGGGUGGACUGCGUCUCAUAUUCAAGGACUCACUUUGUCCAUUUGCCUAUAUAUGCAGACAUGAGGUGCAAAAUACAUCAGGGAUAUCCUAUGUGCUUUAUGCUUUGACGGUCUCUGGAGUUGCCUAUCUUUUCAAACUUCGAAGCCCUUCAACUUAUGUAUCAGGUUCUAUCUUUCCUGAAGCUGAUAUGAUAGAAUUUGAUAUACAACGUCAUCCUUUGCACCCUGAGAAAAUAACUGCAGUAUCUGCGACACUGGGCCUCCUAACGAUUGGGGGACAAGAUGGUUCAGUUUUUUGUUGCCAACUUGGUGUAUUUGAUGAGAGUUCCCCAGGUUUUUUGUUUGAGUUGCGAGAAGAGGUAGGAAUUACUCGUCUUUGGGGGCAUUUGGGCAGGGGCAGGAGAGCUGGACCUGUCCAGAGUCAAGUGGUUGCUGAUAUAUACGGUAGAAACUUAUUAUUUGUACUCCACACAGAUGGGAGUUUGCGAGUAUGGGACCUGAUUGAUCGUGUAAAGCUUUUAAGUCAUAAUUUAAGCUUAGUGGAGUUAGAAGGAUUUACCCCAUUGCGGCUAGAAGUUGGUAAUGUGAGCCAUGAUGCAGAUACCAUGGCUUUAGUUGUGCAGUAUGGAAGUUUAUCGGGACCAGAAUCAGAUAAAGUUGUCAUUUAUGGCUUUGAUAUUAGUUUUGGGGACAAGAUCACUCUAUCACCACAGUCUUCAGUACAGCAUGUCUACUUGGAGGGGAAGCUUGUUGAUAUGAAACUAUGUCAUAGCAAACUCUGGGUACUGAAAGAAUACAACUCAAUGUUGUAUAGUUUGUUUCAUACUGAUCUUGACAGGGGAAGUGCAUGCAACUAUUGCUUGCAAGAAGCUGUUGUUGCUGAUCAACUAUUUCAGAGCUCUGAUUGUGCUGCAGAUGAUCUUUUAUGCAUUGGUUAUGCAAUUUCAUCGCUAAUGAAGGGUUCUGUUUCGCAGUUUCUAUCAUCCACUUUUGUUCGCAGGCUACUACUACUGGGUGUUCAUCAGCAUAGUUCUUUGUGUGCAUCUCUUCGGAAUCACAUCAGUCAUCUUACUGACAGCAACUUCCAGUAUCUUACUGUUGAAGGUUUAGAAAAGGAAAUGUAUUCUGCCAUCCAGAAUGAGGGAGUUGCAGAAAGUCCGUUGUCGGUGAUGCAUAAUUGGAAAACUUUUUGCAGUCAGUAUUUCCAGUUUUGGUGUCAGGAGAGUGUACCAUAUGGUAUUCUUGUUGAUCCUUUGACAGGAGGGACUGGAUUGGUUAGGAGAAACUCAAUUUCAUGGUUUCGUUAUCUUGAAGAUAUCGAAUCAUUUCUAUUUGGACCCUUCAGCGAUGCUGGGGAUUUUGUGAAUUCGGGCUUAGUACUACUGGAUGAUGACCUCGAUUCUGAAAUUCUUUGUGAAAUAUUGAGAUGCAUUAAUAGUAUCAAUCACCAAUUAGGUAAAGCUGCAAGAGCUGCAUUAUAUGAAUCACUUGUGAACCCAGAUCUUGUAAUAUUUGAUGAUGUUAUCCCACGCUUUGUGAAGAUACUGGAAUCAGGAUAUGAUUCAUUUGUACGUACCAAUUAUGCAUCUCAUUAUGAAGGCGAUACCGCUCAUGCCAUGGAACACAUGGAUCAUAAAAAUCAGAGGAUGUUUGCUAUUGACAUGCUGCUUUCUCUACAGACAUUGUGUAAUAAAGCUGGUGGCUGGGGUAGAAUUUUGAAUGUCAUUGAAAAUUAUCUGAACUACCUCAUUUGGGAGAGAUCCGAGGUUGGACAAAGUUCUGAUGCGAAAUCUUUGUAUAACAUGCAUAGUGAAUUUUUGGUGUAUGCUACUUCUCAAGUUGCGAAAGUACUGCUUGAAGCUUCCUGUGAUCUACUUCUGUUACUAAAUUAUGUCGUGACCAUCAGAGGACAGCUUGGUCUAAUGGAUGAAGAAAAUUUCAAAAUAAAAGUUCAGUUGAUCCCUGUGGUCCAUGAUAUUAUUAAACAGUGGUUUGUUGUUCAUAUGAUGGGUACAACACCAUCUGAAUGCCCAGUUCUGGAGGAUUUCAGUUCGCAAUUAUCAUCAUUACAUAUUGAUAACAAAAAUGUGAAAAGAUCAUGGGACGGAAAGUUUGGUACACUUGAUCUUACAUUGGCUUCUAUACUUUUACUUGAGUAUCCUAUAACUUCGGAAGAGCGUGUCGUCCUCCUUUCAGGCUCAUUUCCUGAACCAAACUCCUUUCGUAAUUUAGUGCGGAACUUCAGUGGCUGGAUUGUCCUUGGCAAGAGCCGGGAUAAGUCUCUAGCCUUUUACAACCAUGCAAUUCCGCUUGCAGGUGUCCUACUUCAGCACGGCCAGUAUGCUGCAAUUGAGAAGCUGUUCAUAACCAUUGAUAAGCAUUUGCUUACUAAAAAAAUAUCACAAAGCAUUCCAAGUUUCGAUGAUGAAUGGUCUGCGAGCCUUCAUCUUCUGGGUUUCUGCUUGCUUGUGCGUGCACAAUGCGGACUGCAUGGGGUCCACAAAGAAAGGAAAGUUUGCGAAGCUAUUCGCUGUUUCUUUAGGGCUGCAUCUGGACAAGGAGUUUCUCAAGCUCUGCAAAAUAUACCAUUUCAGACAAGCUUACCUUUUCCUGGUUCUGCCCCGGAGGCUGCAUGGAAGCUUCAUUAUUAUGAGUGGGUGAUGCAGAUCUUUGAGCAGUAUCGUCUAAGCCAUGGUGCUUGCCAAUUUGCUCUUGCUGCACUUGAGCAGGUUGAUGAAGUUGUGGGGUUAGAAGGCGAAACUCAUAUCACCUCUCCUCUUCCUGAAUCUGCAAGUUCAAUUAAAGGGCGGCUAUGGGCUAAUGUUUUCAAAUUCACUUUGGAUCUAAAUCAAUUUUUUGACGCAUAUUGUGCAAUCAUAUCAAAUCCUGACGAAGAGAGCAAAUAUGUCUGCUUGCGGCGUUUUAUAAUUGUUCUAUGUGAGCACGGUGCAACUAAGGUACUUUGUGAUGGUGAACUUCCAUUUGUUGGUCUAAUAGAAAAGGUCGAACAGGAAUUAGUUUGGAAGGCUGAGCGCUCAGAUAUAAGAGUCAAACCAAAUCCAUACAAGCUGCUUUAUGGUAUUCAAAUGUAUCAGCACAACUGGCGAAAAGCUUCUGCUUACAUGUAUAGAUAUUGUGUGCGUUUGGCUAAAGAAGUAACAUCAAUGGAAUACUCACAGCUUUCCUUAGCAUUACAAGAGAGACUCCAUGCAUUAACUGCUGCAAUUAACGCUCUGCAUCUUGUUCGUCCUGCUUAUGCCUGGAUUGAAUCACUUCAGGAAAGCUACUCUUUUCCUGAUCAACAGUCUCCUUCAAAAAGGCUUAAAUCUUUAAGUGAGGACGUUGUGAAUAGUAACGAUGAACAAGCACCAAAGCAGCAACAUCAUGUAGAUAUUGAGAAGCUUGAAAAGGAAUAUGUACUAACUUCAGCAGAACUUCUACUUACACAAGCAAACCUCAAACUUACAUCUCGAGGGAGCUUCACCUUUCUAGCUGAUACAGUGGAUCAGUUAGUGGAGGCUAAUUUAUAUGAUACGGCAUUUACAGUUAUUCUCAAGUUCUGGAAGGGCUCAGACCUGAAGAGAGAACUGGAAAGAGCUUUUGUAGUUAUUUCGCAGAAGUGUUGUCUGAAUAGGUUUGGAACUUCAGCUGCAGGGACUAUUGGACACCCAAAUUACCUUCUCUUGUCAUCAUCAGAUGACCAGCGAAAGUUGCCAGGUUUUUCUGGUGUAAAGGCUACAACAAUCCAGUUCAAGGCAAAUAACCAGUGGCAAACUCUUGAACAUUACCUUGAAAUAUACAAGAAAUUGCAUCCAAGGUUACCAGUAACAGUUGUUGAAACUCUUUUGUAUACUGAUCCUUACAUUGAACUGCCUCUCUGGCUUGUAGACAUGUUUAAGGGUGGAAGAAGGGCAAUGCCGUGGGGAAUGACUGGACAAGAAUCUGAUCCUGCAUGUCUCUUCCGACUAUAUGUUGAUUAUGGCAGAUACACAGAAGCGACUAAUCUCUUGCUUGAGUACAUUGAAGCUUUCGCCGCGAUGAGACCUGUUGAUAUUGUGAGGCGUAAAAAGAUGUGUGCUGUGUGGUUCCCAUACACAUCAAUUGAGCGCCUUUGGAGCCAGCUUUCAGAGAUGAGAAGCUCAGGCCUCAUGGUUGAUCAGUGCGACAAACUUCAGAAGCUACUGCAUGGAACUCUUCUAAACCACUUGAAACAGGUAAAGGUGGACUCUGAUGAUGCAAUUUCAGCAGGAUAGACAUAAAACUGUACUGAGAAAUCAUGGGGUCAUGUGCCUCGUGGAGACUCAUUCAGUCAUCGGGUGUUUGUUUCCUGUGCGCACCAGGUGACACAUGCUUUGCUUUCACAUAUCAAAUUUUAGUUGUAGAUUUGGAUGGAUGGUCCACAUGAACAUAGCAUGUGACGUAUUUCUCCUAUGUUUUGAAUUCUAGUUUGGGCAAAAUAUUAUAUGAAAGAAAUUGAUGGAUCUGUGCUGAUUGAAAAUGAAAUCCACCUUGAGGAUUGAAAGCAAAAACAAAACAUAA
This is a messenger RNA of Amborella trichopoda, 5049 nucleotides long. RefSeq names its product SUPPRESSOR OF AUXIN RESISTANCE1 (gene SAR1). The record is from RefSeq and is a predicted model, not a curated record. NCBI's taxonomy places the organism in Eukaryota, Viridiplantae, Streptophyta, Magnoliopsida, Amborellales, Amborellaceae. Gene Ontology annotation, molecular function: structural constituent of nuclear pore. Gene Ontology annotation, cellular component: nuclear pore.